This is a messenger RNA of Phymastichus coffea, 1284 nucleotides long. RefSeq lists its product as uncharacterized. The record is from RefSeq and is a predicted model, not a curated record. NCBI's taxonomy places the organism in Eukaryota, Metazoa, Arthropoda, Insecta, Hymenoptera, Eulophidae. Bases 99 to 743 code for a protein of 214 amino acids. The transcript is spliced from 3 exons.
CUCCUAUAUUUGUAUUGUUGUUCAGUUAAUUUUCUCGUGCGUCGCAUGAUAUCGUUAUUGGAGUUUUUUUUACUCUGAAGUAUAGUUGUACAUUUGAAAUGGUAUUCAAACUAAUUGCGAUCGCGUUGUUCAUUGCUUCCUCGUGGUUCAAUGAAAUUGAUGGCCAUGGAAGAUUAAUGGAACCAGUUAAUAGAGGAAGUGCAUGGAGAAAGAACUAUAAUACUCCUAUAGAUUACAAUGACAAUCAAAAUUACUGUGGAGGGUUUUCAAUACAAUACAACGCCAAUGAUGGAAAGUGUGGACCCUGUGGUGACAAUUACGCUGAUCCUCGGCCAAGAAAUAAUGAAAAUGGUGGAAAAUAUGGAACUGGGUUAAUCGUUAGAAAGUACAAAGUAGGACAAGAAAUCGAUCUACAAGUUGAAAUAACUGCUAACCACAUGGGCCAUUUUGAAUUCUCAUUAUGCCCGCUAAAUUACACGAUGGACAUUGAGAAUGAAGAAUGUUUCGAUGCCCAUCCAAUAUAUCUGGCUAAUGGUGAACGAGAAUAUCCAAUAAAGGCAGAUCCACCUAGCUUUUACAAUAUCAAAGCAGUGCUGCCCGAUGAUGUCACUUGCGAGCACUGCGUACUUAGGUGGCAUUACAGGUGUGGUAACAAUUGGGGAUAUUGCGGCAACGGCACGGGUCAACUUGGUUGUGGACCACAAGAGAUAUUUAGGUCGUGUUCAGACGUUGCUAUUUUGUAAGCGAUACUAUAUGGUGUUUUUAAUUUUUUUUUAUAUUCAAAUUGAUCACACAACUCGUAUCAAAAAAAUACCUAGACUUACAUCACAAGUCUCCAAAAGGUUAGCAACACAACUCUCCAGUAACCAAGUGACAAUUUGUUAAAUAUUACAAAAGAUUUUAUUGUACACGAAUUCUGGAACAAUAUUAAUCUUAAUUAAUAAUGCAUUCUCAAUCAUUUCUGUACCAAAUUCUUAAUAACUUAUUAAAAUUUUAUUACUCAAAUAUAUACGUAUUUUUCUAUUGUAAUGAAAAAAAAUCCAACUGUAAAUAACUAUACUGCAAUACUAACUUUAUUCUCGAAUAAUAUAUUAAAAUAAUAUAUGUGAUACAUGGAUUCUCGUCGUUCUAGAUUGUAGAUAAGUUCACAGAAAAGGAAAUAAAUAAUUUACAGUAUUUUAUUAGAACUAGAAUUAGCAGAUUUAGGGCAUUUUAAUUCUAGCAUUUUGUCGUAUGUAUACUUACAAAAUCUUAUUGUUAUAUGAAGUAUAAUAUUUUAUAAGU